GAUCGAGUGCUGGUCUUGUUUCAUUCGCUUGUCCCAGUUCUUGGCACUGUGCUACUAGGAAAUUGGCAGACUACUCAGCGAUGGUGGCUACUGAACGCGAUUCUUUGCUCCCCACUCUCGAUACAUCCCUUCCUGCGGCGAGAACAAAUGUCGAACGCCAGCUGGGUCCACUGGAAAUAUCAAGGUCUACCCGCUUUAUGAUACUGGCGGGUCUUUGGUCUGCUACGUUUCUCUCUGCUCUGAACACAACACUCGUCGCGACAUUGCUGCCUUCCAUCUCGUCCGACUUCAACAAAUCAAACCAAGCUAGUUGGCUCGGCACAUCAUAUCUCCUCGCGCAUUGCACCAUUACGCCUUUGUAUGGCCGUUUAUCUAAUGUCAUGGGACGGCGUGGUGCCAAUCAGCUGGCAGUAGUGUCAGCUGCAUUAGGCACUCUUGCUUGUGGUCUCUCUGGGAAUAUGGAAGUCUUGAUUGCUGCUAGAUUCCUUGGAGGUAUGGGAGGAGGUGGCAUUUUCACAACGUCCACGAUUAUCACAAGUGACAUGUAUAGCAUACGCUCAAGAGGAUUAACCCAAGGAGUAUCAAAUCUUUUCAAUGGGCUUGGCAUGGGCCUAGGGGGCCCUAUUGGGGGUCUGAUCAGUGACCGAUUUGGAUGGCGCUGGGCUUUCUUGAUCCAAAUGCCUCUCUUUAUUCUUUCCCUGAUCCUAACGUCAUACAACCUACGUUACGUGACGCCAGGAAAGGGAAAAAGCACGAAAGAAGUACUGAAGCGAAUCGACUAUGGUGGCAGUAUCACCCUUUUGGUGGCGGUUGGUUCUUUCUUGGUAUUCCUGAGCACCAAAUACAAUGAAGAACAGUCGUGGAACCACCCGUUGGUCAUAACUUCUUUGGUUCUUUCUGGUGUUUUCUUCCUACUUUUCGUCAUAUUUGAACUUCUUAUUGCCCCUGAACCUGUUUUGGCACCAUUUCUCCUUCGACAGAAAAUUCCAGUGCUCGUUGGAAUCAGCAACUUCCUCGUCGCAAUGUGCAAUUUCGCAGUUAUGUAUUUCUUCCCAACGUGGUUCCAAACUGUCGCUCUCACAAGUGCUUCUACUGCUGGAUUACAUCUCCUUCCAAACAGUAUGUCGAUGUCGAUUGGGUCCUUAUUUGCUGGGUAUUUGAUGCAUCGUACUGGAAAGUACAAAUUACUUAACCUGACAUUCGGAAUUCUUCCGUUUAUUGGUAUCGUCCUAAUCACUUUCAUGCGCGAGGACUCUGGGCCUCUGCAGAUGUGGUUAAGCAUUAUUCCUCUUGGCUUCGGUAAUGCCGUCGUAUUACAAACGAUGCUCAUCGCGCUUUUGGCACAUAUUCCGAAGUCCUCCAUGGCAGUGGGAACUGGUUUUGGACAGGUUUUUCGAGGUCUCGGACAAGUAGGGGGCGUUGCCGUAUCCUCUGCUAUCUUUCAAUCAAAAUUAGAUUCUGAACUACGAAACCGGAUUCACACCCCGAACGCUGAAGAGAUGAUCAACAAAAUUCGACACUCGGCUCGUCUUGUGGGUAGUUUACCGCCUGACUUGCAGCGCGCUGCCAGAGACUCGUACGCUAUUAGUUUAAGGGCUGUCUUCACUCUGGCGGCUUGUUCCACGUUCUUGGCGUUCCUUGUGCGCCUACCGAUUCCUGAGAAGACUUUGGAUGACGAUGAACCUGUGAAACAGACAAACACUAUUACUUCACCUAUCGGUGAAGAAUCUGCCAUACAAACGUCUCCGGUCUCUGGCGAAGCUGUGGACGAUGAUGACGAUGAUAAUGACAUAUCUCCUUCACUCCCCAGGCCAGUGGUCCGCCCUCGUAGGAGGCUUUCGACUUUCGAAUCUGUCGAUGGAGGCCUUGAUUUGGAAAGCGACACAGUCGGGGGAUCCGCAAGACAGCGUUGAAAGAGCUACCAUGAGCCAAUGAAAGGCCAAGCAAGAAAACAAACGACUAUCCCCAAAUUUCUGGCAUGCGGAUGAAUCCUUUUCACUUUACAAUAAUUUUUUUUUUUGCAAAGCUCCUAUGGACAAAACUUAGCAUUUCUUUGCAUCCCUCGAUCAUUGUCUAUAACAAUCCACCAAAUAAAAUACUACUUUCGCUAAGCUUCGAGAUUUUAGCAGAUGUUUCGUUGUCCUUCCCAGGGGGGACCACCUCCAAGUCCAACUCCUCGAAUAUCGCAAUGCCACUGGCUACUGCCCAUGUGAUCGCGCGCAUAAUGACGAGUACGCAGAAUAACCCAGAUAUAAAGCCAAGGCAGACCAGAGUCGACUCUUUAGAGGAUUUGUGCUGCGAGGGAGAAAGCCAUCCUGAUCUGAGAGCUACAAUGCCCCCUACAAUGAGAUAUAUAAACGAUAACAAGGGGGCACAAAACCAGAAAAUGCUUUCUUGAGAAAGGUCUGGGUCGGC
Molecule: messenger RNA, 2415 nt
Organism: Serpula lacrymans var. lacrymans S7.9
Lineage: Eukaryota; Fungi; Basidiomycota; Agaricomycetes; Boletales; Serpulaceae
Exons: 21
Coding region: 81-1913 (610 amino acids)
Biological process (GO): basic amino acid transport; transmembrane transport
Cellular component (GO): fungal-type vacuole membrane
Molecular function (GO): basic amino acid transmembrane transporter activity
Source: RefSeq, a predicted model, not a curated record